Messenger RNA from Bactrocera dorsalis (oriental fruit fly), 13394 nucleotides. It is a transcript of the gene sv, whose product is annotated as paired box protein Pax-5. Lineage: Eukaryota; Metazoa; Arthropoda; Insecta; Diptera; Tephritidae. Gene Ontology annotation, biological process: regulation of transcription by RNA polymerase II; anatomical structure development. The record is from RefSeq and is a predicted model, not a curated record. The coding region runs from base 323 to 2902 and encodes 859 amino acids. Gene Ontology annotation, molecular function: DNA-binding transcription factor activity, RNA polymerase II-specific; RNA polymerase II cis-regulatory region sequence-specific DNA binding. The transcript has 13 exons.
AUUGCAAAGGUAGUUUUAAUCGAGAUCUUAUUGUUUGCGGAUGUUUCGGAGCGCAGGAAUAAUAAAAUUGUUUUCUUACAGAAGUACAAAAUAAAAAAAAAAACUAUAUUAUUAAAUUCAAAUCUCAAUACGAAACUCUGUGCAACAGUUAAGAGAGCAACGAGUGACAGAAAAAAUAUUUUAAAUUUGUGUGAUAUAAAUGUAAUACAUACAUAUAAAUGCAAAUUUAUAUUAUAAUGAUUUAUAAAUAUUAAUUUCUUCGAUCUUUGUGCAACAAAUUCAGUCGUUUCAGUGCGGAUCGUGAUCCAUUACUAAGCACAACAUGGAAUUACAAACAUUACAAGUAAAUAAUAAUACCAGUUCAUUAUCACAAGUGAUAUCUAACAGUAAUACUAUUGGAUCCAAUCACAGUCAUCACUCAAGCUCACUUAAUGUGCAGCAUUUACACCAACCAACUUCACAUAGUACAUCUGCACUUCACCUACAUUCUUCACCUGCUGGGACUUUAUCAGCAACUUCAGCGCAACACUUAGCUCAAAUACAAUCGCAUCAACACGAAAAUCCAUACUCGCAAGCUAUUCAAAGUGAUAAUGAGAAAAAUAAAGUACACAAUUUAAAUAAUUACAAUGGCAGUAACGGGUGUGAUGAAGAUUUGGGGACUAGUUCUUUAACAACAAACAAUCCGAUAAGCGCUGAAUCUUCAACAAAUUCAACAACAAACUUCAUGCAACAAACCGCUGUAGAAUGGUUAAACGCAAUGAAUGAAGCUCAAACAUCUGUCGAAGACAAUCAUAGUUCACAAGGAAGCUUAUCGGGUGAUGGUCACGGUGGUGUAAAUCAACUGGGUGGCGUUUUUGUCAAUGGUCGUCCACUUCCCGAUGUGGUACGUCAACGCAUCGUUGAAUUAGCACAUAAUGGCGUCCGUCCAUGUGAUAUAUCACGGCAAUUGCGAGUUAGUCAUGGAUGUGUAUCUAAAAUAUUGUCAAGGUAUUAUGAGACUGGAAGCUUUAAAGCCGGAGUUAUAGGGGGUUCCAAACCUAAAGUAGCCACUCCACCAGUUGUCGAUGCUAUUGCUAAUUACAAACGUGAAAAUCCAACGAUGUUCGCUUGGGAAAUACGAGAUAGACUUUUAGCGGAAAGUAUAUGCUCGCAGGAUAAUGUACCCAGCGUGUCAUCAAUUAACAGAAUUGUUCGAAACAAGGCCGCAGAGAAAGCAAAACAUGUCCACCACCAUCAAGCACAACAACACAACAGCGGCUGUUCUGCAGGUAACAGCGGCAACUCCAAUCACAAUGCAAUGGAUAGUGUGGAAAGCAAUGGGAAUGAUUUGAGUCACCAUCAGCAACAAAAUAGCUCUACUAACUCAAAUACUAACACGACAUCAGUUAUAGCACAUGCACCAGCCACCACUGUUGCAGCAGCGGUGACACAUUUACAACAACACCAGCAACAAAAUAUUCUUAAUACAGCGGCAACAACCCCAACUCUAAAUGUAAAUGCCACUAAUAAUCACAACGGCGUAGAACACCGAUCAACGGGAUAUAGUAUAAAUGGGAUACUGGGUAUACACCACUCUACAGAUCCAAAUGGAAUUUGCAUUAAAAGAAAACGUAUCGACGAUCAUGAUGAAAGUCGGGAUGUUAAUAUGCCUUCAGAGGACGACGUAAAGAGGCAAAGAAUAGCGUACAGUGGUGACCAAAUCUAUUCGAAUAUUUGGUCUGGGAAAUGGUGCAUCAAGGAUGAGCAUAAACUCCUGUCAGAAUUAGGUGGUUUGACUACGAAUAGUAAUACAGCCUAUUAUGACGCCCAUAAUAACUUUUCUGCAACAGGAGCCGCCGGAAACGAUGCAAUGAUUUAUGACAGUAUUACAUCAAUAUCGCAAAAUUCGCUAUAUACACCGUCACUAGGAGCAUCCAUUGGCAGUAGUUCGUUAACCCCUCUAGUGCCUAUAAAUAUGUCAGACAUGAAACUAAAUGCAAGUUCACUUGAAACAAACAUAUCGUCCUAUUACACAGCAAUAGCCAUAGAAAAUGGGCACUUUGGAACAAUAGCACAUGUAGAUAAUACAGUGGGCACAAUAAGCAGUGAACCACCAUCAAUUGGUUCUCAUUCUAGUGGUAAUGUAGCAUUACCAUCUGGAAUACUACCUAUUGCAAUUUUAACCGGAAAUACUGAUAUUAACAAUGACGAUGGAGCACAAGAUGAUAGUAUAAUACCUUCAAUAGAAAAUAGAUCAGCCAUAACCCCAUCAUUAUUAAACAGAGGAGAAAGUGCCAAAAAUGGCGUUCCCAACAAUAUCAUGACAGAAGUAUCCACAAUGACUGUAUCGUCUAAUACUCAACAACAAAGGCGUUUAGUAAAUGUACUUGAAAAACACAAUAGAAGUGAUAUAAGCGGUAAUGUUACAAAGUCUCCUGAUUCACAUUCAAAUACGAAUGAACAAGGUUGUGAGCAUCAUCGCCAGCACAUUCAACAGCAGGUUCUACAAUCCAGUGUAAUAAAUUCACCUCUUAUACUUCUUCAGCCAAGUGCCCAACCAAGAGAUACCUCAGGCGGUGAUUCCAUAAAUAAUAAUCCUGCAGAAUAUUCCACGAUUUUACCAAGUUUUAACCAUUAUUCGGCAGCAGCUUGCGGGUCCGUUGUGCCUACCACAGACUACACCUACAAUCCGGCAUAUUCUCAGUAUGGAUCCGCGUAUGGGUCUUAUGGAUAUACAGCAGGCACUGGUCUAUUAAAUUCUUCUUACUACUAUGAUGGGAGUCAAAGUCAAACAACAGGCGCAUUAAAUCAGGAUAUGCGAUCACCUUUGGCAGCCACCCGCGCCAACUCUUUGGCGUCUGCUGCAUCACCGACUGGAAGUGCCUGCACGAAAUCGGAAACAUCAGACAUAUUUUUGGUAUAGUAGUUUAAAAAUACAAAACAAAAUACCACACAUAUAAUCGAAAUUAAGAAUUGUUGCAAUAAUACCAAUAUUUAACUUAUAUUUAAGAUUAUAGCAGGCACUUUCGAAAUACAACCAGGAAUUUAACUUUAUCCUGUUGUAUUUUUGAAUCCUCGCAAAUAUAUUAAGAUGACUUAAAAUCGAAUAUUUCCUUCGGCAAUGUCAAAUAUAGAUAGUAUCUUGAAAUAAAAUGAAAGUGAAGCAUAGAACUUCCUCUAAAUAAACUAGAAGCUCACUUACUAAUAUAAACGGCAGCUGCUAACUUUACUGCGUCUAUUUUUACUCAAAUGCUCGUUAAGAAGGAGGUAAUUUCAUAUAAUUAAACUUUAUCAUGAGCAAAUGUAUUUAAUGCUAAAUGCUAACAUCAGUACAGAGUGUCCUUGAAGUAGUGUUACUGAAUUCCACAAAAAUUAUUUCUACCGAACCGUUUAUUACGUAAGCUGUCAUUGCCGAGUGUGCUUAAACGGUCAGUUGUAAACUUUCGUACAAAUACCAAACAUCUUUUUAAUAUAAAUUAGUAUAAGUAAUUCAACAUUUCAUAGCACAAUUAUGCCUAGCACUCUUCGCAUUAGUACUCGUACUAUCUAUCGUCAUUAUUAACACAGCACGAAACAACACUACACAAAACUGUGAUGUUGGGCAAAUAUAUUAUACCUUACGCGAAAAAAUAUGUGAAGAUGGGUCAAACCACGUCAAGUGGUCCAUGAAAUCGCAAUAUAACCGAUUUUGAAAAUUAGCAGUUGAUUAGCGCAAGUAACCUCCCGACAAAGCAAAAGCGCAUUGCGCAACGAUCGAUGUGCAAUAUAUUUUAAGAGCAGUAGGGGAACAAAAAAUUCAAUUUCUUUGGAAUAGUAUGAAUGAACACAAUUUUUUUUGCAGAUUAUUAAAGGUGGAUAUAUUCGGCGAUGUGUCACCUACUUUAAAAUUUCAAUUGUUUAACAAAAACUUACGUAAAAUAUUAUUAUUCAAAUAAAUGGAUCGUAAAAAAUGUCUAGAAUGUAGCACGAACAGUUUUCUUUGACUUCACAAAAUUUCAUCGAUUUAUCUCCAGUAGUUUUGGAAAAUAAUUCUACAAUUUUAUCGUCCUCUUAAUUUCAACCUUUAAUAACUUUAACAAAAAAAGAAUUUUGACGAAAUAUUUAUAUCAUGGAGUAUGCGUCUGGUCCUCUUCCUAAUGAACUGCUAAUUUUCUAAAUCGGUGAUUUUUCGAAAUUUUCAUGGACGACUUUACGUGGUUUGACCCAGAUAAAUGCUCUCGUUUUGAUAAUUUAAAGAUAAUAAAAAAGAAGAGUUCUCUAGAGCUGGCUCUACUUUCGUUCGCACAUUUGUAUAUAUAUUAUUUUGGCUUUUCUUAGCCGACCACUGACUUAAAAUGAUAAGAAUACGGCCAAGGAUUCAGUAAUAUAAAUAUUACAGGGUUUUGUUCGGAAAGUAAUAGGACUGAGUCGAUUUUAAAAUAUUUAUUGAACCAAUCAUUUCAAUUCUUUAAAAACUUUUUAAAAGGCUCCCUCUGCGUCAAUGCAGCUCUGACAGCGCGAUUUCCAAGCAUUGAAGGCGUCACGGAAGGCAUUCUCAUUCUAGCCUUGAGAGUCGAGGUGCUGCUUGGAUCCCCUUUCAUCGGCGUUUUCAGGCAAGGAAACAAAAAAGUAAAAGGGACCACAUCUGGGCUAAAGAAACACGUCGAGCGAAAAUUUUGUCCUGACUCUCCAGGUGCUCGGAUACAUUCAUUCGUUCGUUAAUUAGGAACGCGGUCUAUCGAAUCCAGUCGGUGCGCACACGCUCCGAAGUACAGUCGCGGCGGAAGAAAAUCAGUCAUCAUUGUUUUACGGACAAACCCUGUCAUAAAUGGUGGUUGGCGAAGUCAUUGGUUUACUUCUUUUGUUUUUGAUACCAAAAGUCAUUUGAAUAAUUAUAGUCUCCUAAUGCAGUCUUAAGUGUUGUCUAACAUUUUUAUGGUAAAAUUAAAUGGAUGGGGUUCCCAAAGCAGAUAGGUGUUUAAUAACGGACAGAUAAAUGGAGAGUUUGCUUUUAAGUUUCAUUCAAAUACCUAUUUUACAGGGAUUUUUUGGAUAUUUUUUUGGGAUUUGUCUUUUUGUCAUUUAAAAAAAAGUAAUUGCUUGAGUUCAAUAGUGAUAUGUGAACAAAAUCUAAUUAUCCUCCUAAAUAUAUCUUCCUUCCCUGAUUAAUUUUACUUAUGUACUUAUAUUAUAACAGUGUAGUCAUGUGGUGCCCUUUAACCUUUUAGUGAAUCAGUCUUUUAUUUCAAAUAUCCCGGCUUUAGUUCAAUUCUAUGCCCUAAGUAUGAAUAAUCAAUAUAGCACAAUUACAUCACAAGUUAUACAAACGAACAUACCUCGUAACACGUGGAAAUCUUUCAGCGCAUUACACUAAUUUAUAUCGGUAUUUUGCUUGUCACGUUUGUCUCAAGUCUCUAAUUAUCACAAUCGUAAUUUAGGAUUUGUCACCGGUGUAAGAAGCCAUGGCUCCAAUGGAUAUCCCGAAUCAACCAAAAAACAAUUUAAAAGCUCCGUCAGAGUGUUCUCUUAUAAGCUUUAUCCUUGCUGGCGAAGUAAUUAAGUAAUUACGAUUGUGACAAUUAGAGACAUGAGGCAAUCGUGACAAGCAGAAUACCGAUAUUAGAGUCAUUUUCCGACUGUGACCUUAGAGGUUAUUUCUUUCUAAUUUUGGGUUGCUAAAACCUCAUAGCACAUCAGUCGUAAAUUUUUCUUUUUUAUGUUGCCUAGUCAGUUCACGUAGGCAAUUCGGGUCGGGCAACUUUCUGCAUUCCCCUUCGUAUCUUUUUCUUGUAGGUAGGUAGGUUUUUUGUCAUUUUAAAAAAUAUUUCCGUUACGUUAUGCUCAUUUGUAAACAUGUUUGCAUAUUCCAUACAAAAAAUAUAUGACAAAAUUUAUAGUUCCGAAUAUUAUAUUGUAAACCUUUUUCAGAAAUUGGGUGCAAUUGCAGCCAAUCGAAGAAUUUACAAUGAACAAGUAAGGAAGGGAUCGUGCUUAGUUAUGGUGCUUUACUAUAUAUGUUGGUUAAUGGCGAUUUCUGCUCAUGGCAGUGGUCCGAUUACGACUAUCUUCGAAGUCGUAUCUUUUUUUUUUGUUUUAAGGAACAUUAAACAAAGUUUCAUCGGAAUAUCUAAAUUUUAACUCAAGUUACAGCUUACACGGACGGACGGGUAGAUAGACAGGAUUUCAACGGAUUUCUCGUCGUCCUGAUCACUUAUAUUUAGUUUGAAAUGAUACGUACUCGUACAACCGUUAGGUAAACAAAACUGUAAUACUCUGUACCAACUGGUUGCAAGAGUAUAAAAUGAAUGGCGUUGUUGUUGUUGUUGUUCUAACGGUUAUCAGUCCCCGUUGGGAUGAUAAGGGUUAUCUAGUUUGUCGUCGACAUCAUCUAGCGGUAGGCCCAGGAAACGUGCGGUCAGGGGUCGGACCAAAGGGUGUUAGAUGUGGGGGGUUGGCGGGGUUUUCAGGGCAUGCAAAGUGGUGGUCAGUGUCAUGCGGAGACUCAUUGCACGCAGGACAUAUUGGAUAUGUCGGGAUCUAUUCUGGACAAGAAGGAGUUUAACCUACUACAGUAUCCAGAACGAAGCUGCGCAAGGAUCACUUGCGUUUCUCGCGACAACUCGAGCUCUUCAUGGCGGUCAGUACCUGUCGGAAGUUAGUUGUGUCCGAAGUCCGGUUGGCGUACUGUUCGAUGUCGCCGACGUAAUUUAGGAAAGACCUAUUGAUGUUCCUAGGAGGAACUGCUUGUAGAGGAGUUCGUAAUGCUCCUUAACUGAGAGCAUAACCAUCUCACUGUGUAGAUGUUCGACGGGAGACAUCAAGAGCCAUCCUGUCGUGGUCUGGAGUGCAGUGUUCUGGCAGGUCUGAAGUUUCUCCAUCGGCGUACCAGGCGAUCUUAUUGGUGCGGCGUAAUUGUGGACCGGCCGGCCGAUUGUCUUUUAAGUUGCCCACAACGUUUCUUUGUCUUUUCCCCAUGUGCUUCCGGCUAGCGACUUGUUGAUUUUGUUGUAUGAGGAGUGAAGGAGCAUAGACUAUCAAAUAUUACACCUAAACUCUUAAGACUAUUGACAGUCGGAAUCUUGACGCCAUCGACUGCAAAGUUAAGCUGAAUUCUAUACUGCUUCGUCCAGUUCGUAAAUAUGGUUGCUGUAGACUUGGUAGGGUAAUGUGUUAGGUUCCAUGCAGAGAAAAACGAGAAAGGUCGGAGAGAUAGCUGUUUACUUUUGAACACAUGCCAUCGAUUCCAUUGCCCGACGUCAAUAUAGUGCAAUCAUCACCAUACGACGUUAUGGAAACUCUCUCUGGUGGCUGUGGGAGUUUCGAAAUAUAGAAGUUAAACAGUAGCGGGAAAAGGACACCACCCUGCGGAACCCCCUGUUUAAUUCUUCUUAGCUUAGAUGUUUCUCCUCGAAAUAGUACGGAUGACUGUCGACCGCUCAGGUAGUUCAUGAUCCCCUCUUCAGUCCUAGGGGGAGCGUAGUUUUUUCGAUGUCCUGCAGUAACAUUGUGUGAUUAGCAGUGUCAAAGACUUUUGACAAGUCCAACGCUAUGAGAAUCGUUCUCUCACAGUGUGGUUUCUGGUUGAGGCCGCGAACUUUCUGAGCGUUUAUGACGCUAAGUAGUGUGGUGGUUCUGUGCACUUUUCGGAAUCCAUGCUGGUGGCUGGCUAGGCUCAGGUGGUGGGUGAAGGUCGGGAGUAGCAAGGCCUCAAGUGUCUUCACUACUGGUGAGAGGAGAGAUAUCGGGCGAUAGGACUCCCCUUUGUUGGCGGGUUUCCCAAGUUUCAGUAGUGGAAGGACUCUUCCGAUUUUCCACACAUUUGAAGAGAGGUUCAGCGGCAGGUAGAAGACCUUGGUUAGAUAGCUAACUCUCGUCGAGCUUAGAUGCUUUAGCACAAGCAUGUUGAUUCCAUCAGGCCCAUGGAUUUGGAUGAUUUUGCUUUGUUGAUGACAUUUUGAACCUCCUCAUCGGUGAAAAUAAGUGGUCGUUUGGCAUUUUGCGCAGCCGUCGGUUAACGCAUCGCUUGGCUUUAUCUACCGAAGGAUGCAGAGUAAACUGCAGGCUGAAAUAGCUCGCGCACUUUUUGGGGUCCGAAGAGGCAUGGCCUUUGAAUUGAACUUCAACUCGGUCAUCAUAUCUCUUCGGGUUAGACAAAGCCCUGACAGUAAGCCAAAGCUUACUCACACCGGUGGAGAGGUUGCAGGACUUCAGGUGCUCUAUCCAUUUCGUCCGCUGGUUUACCAAUCGCCGAAUCUUCAAAUUGAGAUCCCUUAUUCGGUGAUCCCCGAGAUCGGCAUGGCGUAAGGUGUCGCGCUCGUUAGCUAAAACGGCUACUUCGGCUGGGAAGCUGGGGCGGAUUUCCGCUAUUCGUCCAGCUGGGAUGAAGCGAGCGGUAGCUGCUGAGAUCACCUUGCGUAAUCGACGUUCGCCAACGUCCGUAGGAAUGAGCAGAGCGUUAAAGGUGCUCUCAGUAAAUUCUGUGAAGCCGACCCAGUUAGCGUUGUUAAAGUUAACGAAGGUACGGUUGUCCACAGAAACAAAAUCGAAAGGUUUCUCGAUUGAGAUAAUUAUGGGCAGAUGAUGCGAGAGUUAGCAUAGGUCGCCAGGUGCCCAUAACUCUUGUAGUUCAUUGUGCAGAAUAUCGAAUCGUCAAUCUGUUCCGCCAGCUCCAUCCCCCUACGAUCGUUUGACAGGCAGGAAUGCCAAAGAUGGUGGUGCGCGCUAAAGUCGCCUAAUACCAGACGGUUUUCACCACGAAGUAGCGCACCUAUAUUCGGGUCAUAUUCUGAAGGGCAAUUUGUAACUGGGGAGAUAUGUAUACAUAUAUUAAAUAUUUCGAGUUCUACAUCGCCUGACCGGAUGGCUAUACCCUAACAUUUUAGGGUAGUACCCUGCGGUCAAUGUCUACAUCGAUUAGACUAUACAGCACGGUGUUGUGCAAUAUGAAGGCUAAGCCUUCACUAUAAUCUCGCUCGCGAUCCUUAUGUAAGACGUUGAAACUGGCACAACUCCAAAGAUCUGAGUGGCUGUUUAGCUUGGUUUCUUGGACCAAAACCAUCGAUACGCGUUCCCGGUCCACAAAUUCAACUAUCUUCUUGAUCUUACGCUGGCGUUCAUCGCAAUUGAAUUGAAGUAUGCGGGCUUUUCGCAUGUCUCCGUGGGUGAUCCUGGGGAUGAGGGAGUGGAGUGUAGGUGGUGUUUGUUGCAGCUGUAGAACCCGCAGUGGCGGUUGGCAAAGUGGGAGCUAUGUUACCUGUUUGAACUCCUGGGGACCGUGGAGGUUCUCUGUUGGCCAAUUGGAGUGCGUGGCGGCGCAGCGUGCGAAAUUGAAAAUUGCACAGCCGUGCUAUUGUCGCAGUAUUGCGUUGGCAACAUGGGGCUACGUAACUCGUUGUCUACUCCCUAUGUGUGUUAAGGCUGAGCAGGUCUUGCAUGUCCAUCCAUUGCAUGUGUUAUACCAGAUCGAGGUGGAGUUUAGAUGGAGUCUUUUAGCGCAGACGCAGCAGAAAAAUUCCUCCGGGCCCGGGUUGGACUCAAUGCCAGCACGAGUCCGGAGGAUACGGAGCAACCCUGCUGCAAAGCAUUGCUCUAAUGACGACAAACUUAGAUUAACACAAACAGAUCGCCGAAAAAACAGCUCUUGGCCGGAUAAAAUCCGGGUCAAUUCCGGUGCGUAGAACCGGCUGUCGUGGGAAAAGAAUAACGUAUUAGGUAGCAGUGAACGCCUAAAUUACAGUUUUUCCUUAUCGCUCUCUCGGGUGCAAGUUUCCUCAAAUGAACAAGCACGAAGGAAACUUUUUUUUUAUACCCCUAACGAUUUGAGAGCAUUUUAUGCCGAAACAACAUCAAAUUAUAUUUCGGAGGAAUUUUCUUUAUAUUUUUUAUGUUAAGCAUGUAAUGAAAUUACUCGAAUGCGUUUGCGAGUAACCUAAACGUAGCUAAUAAUGGACGAUUAUUUUAUUAUUUUCAAAGAUAUUAUCGAUUUGACAAAACCGAAGUUAAUAACUUAUACAUGAAAUGUAAUAAUUUGAUACUCUGGAACUCGAAAAAGUAUUAAGUAAAAAGUAAGGAAGGUCUUAGAUCGGGUGUAACCGAACAUUUUAUACUCUCGUUAUAUGCAAGGCUCAAAGCCGAUUAAGUAUUAUCAGGUAUUGACAAAACUUUAACUUAAAAAAUGUUUCGAAGGAAGUAUUGUAAUCAUACUAUGUGUCUUAUUAACUUAUAUUAUAAGCAUUGGACUCACUUAUCUUCAUUUCUAUACUUGUUUCAUGUCCUAGGAUUUAUAUUAAAAUCAAUGUAAUCAACUCAAAUGAUAUGCAUGUGAUAUAUACACAACCAAAGUAGCUAAAUCAGUUGAGGAAAAGGUCGACAAGAGAAACGAUCUAGACCAAUUUCAUUCAUAUUUAGCGCUAAACCUCAUAAUGCUUAGGAAAACAUAUCCAUUUCAUAUCAUUGAACUAACUCAUUUGUUGACCAAUUUUAAACGGUUUAAAGUUAGCUGAAAAGUGAGAGAUCAUUGUAUCGGAUGUAUUUGAGUCUGGACUGGUUGCCUUAACUUUUGCUAUUACUCAAGUAUACUGGGAUACUCCCCAUGUAAUUUUAUAAAGAUAAUUACCACGAGAGCUAAGGAAAUUUGUUGAAAGAUUUCACACAUUUUCGUUUGAAACUCUGUUAUUAACUUGUUGUUGUCGAGCAUAUCAUGCACUCAUCUGAAAUUAUGGUUGAACUUUUUUCAUCACUGUUGCUAUUCCGCUAUCUUUUGUUAUGUAACAUAUUUUGUUUGUGCGUCCUUCGCCGAUCAUUUAACAAAGUAGCCGCAAUACCUGACGAUGCAUCUGCUUAGACGAUUUUCUGUUGUGUUAUUAUUAAUACCAUGAUUUUAAAUGGUGUGUCCAAAAAAAAAACGUUUUCUUCAUUAACAACAAUCAGUAUAAUCCAUAAACAUAUUUAUAUAUGUAUGUUAACCAAAAUUGCUGAACCCUGGCCGUACGAGUAACUGUGUGGUGAUAUUUUUUUUUUGGAAGUAAAGAAAUAUUCAAAUGAUUCUUACAUGAAAACUGGACACAUACUUGAUCUGAAAUAUAUUGGGUUGUCAAAAAAGUCUUGCGGUAUUUUUUAUUGAAUCAAUUCGUGUGGCACCCAUACAUCUUACUUCUAGUGACUCCAAGCUUCUUCAAAUGGUUUAUAACGGUUUGAUGACUACUAUGCCGGUCUCUUUCGACCAAUUCGGCGAUUUUCUCGCAAUUUUCGACGACAGGCCUUCCGGAGCGUGGCGCAUCUUCGACCAUCUCUACACCAGAACGAAAACGUUGAAACCAUCGUUGUGCGGUGGAAAUGGAAACUGUAUCGGGUCCAUAAACUGCACAAAUUUUAUUGGCGGCUUGAGAUGCAUUUUUGCCUUUAUCGUAGUAGUACUGUAAAAUAUGCCGUAUUUUCUCUUUAUUUUGCUCCAUGUUUGCGACGCUAUAACUCACGAACGACUUAAAAGACACGAAAAACUAGAAAAAACUAGACCUACGCGCUUUCAGCGCCAACUAGCGAAAGUAUCGCAAGACUUUUUUGACAACCCAAUAUUUUUAUAUGUAUGAAUUGUUUUCACUUUUAACAUAAAAAUAUAAAAUGUGUCCAUCCUCAAAAUAAUACCUGUGCAAAUUUUUAAGUUUUUCCGCGCUGCUGUUCGGGCGUUAUGCGGGCACAGAACGAGUUAGUGUUUCAUUUUUAUACAAGUAUAUAAGAUAUGAAGGCUAAUUUAGUAUUGAGCCAUUAGUCCAUAUUUGACUUAACGACAUACUAUUAUUUUGUGACUUUAAAUGGGAUACGUCGCAUAUUGACCAAUAUAUAAGGCUUUGGUUUAAAUUGGUCUAUUAGUUAUUUAGAUAUUGGAUUUCCCCUAAAGGUGAGUGGAGCCACACCAAAAGUCCAAUUUUGUGACCGGUUCUUUUUUGUACCAUCUCGGGUGUACGCACAGACAAACAUUCACCAGGAUUUUGACUAAAACUAUUAUACUUUGUAGAAACAUGUUACGAGAGUAUAAAAAUAUUUAUUGGAUUAAUGUCAUAAAAGUAAGAAAUACUAUUCUUCAUUUCUGUCACUUAUGUAUAAUAAAUAUAUAAAUCGAAAAGAUCAACGUUCGUAGGUUUAAGCUAAACAAUUGAAAAUUGUAAUAAUUUUGACUGGAUAUAGUUACAAGCUAGUCAUAGUUUUUCUCAUGGUAAUGAUUAGUGUGAGAAGUAUCGAUAACGGGUAUUUUCUCAAAUAUAAAAAUAACACCAAAAAUCCAAUGAUGAGCGUAGAAAUUUCAGUCGCGAAAUAUAAAAUUUGUACUAAUAUGUUAUUUACGAAGAAUGUCGUAGCAUUGAGUACUACGAUCCAUUUAAGCAAGUCAUUUUAAGUAAAUAUAAUUCAUUUGAAAUAAUGAGCACUGCUCAAUUUUUAGUAUCCGUAAACAUCACUCUCAAUAGAAAGUUCUGAGCUCCAAUAUAAUAGCCAACACAUAAAAUAAUAACUGUACUUACCAUUUGUCAGCUUAAUAAGAGAAUAUAUGCAAUAUACUUGUAUAUAUUUUUCUGGGCUUAACCAAGCAUUAAAUACAAAGAUUUUUUAAUAAAACAUAAGCAGUAAUAAGACAUUAUAUCGUAAGUAGUUUCUUGUAGAUGUAAAUUUGGAUAAAUUACGAGUAUAUGAUCAGAUAAAUUUAUAUGAGAUAAACAAUGAAUUAGAAUAAUAAAAACAAGACAAAGAAAUAUAUUUAUUUAUUAUAUAUAGUAAAUAAAUAAUAAAGAAAUACAUAUGUAGGAAGUGCAUAACAAAUCACAAAUUUAGUUAGCUUUGAGUGACCUCUUUAACACAUAGUCAAUAGGUAUUAUUUUAAUGAUUAUGUGAAAAUAUGUAUAACAAUCAAUCGAAUCAAUUUUUUGUACUUAUGUAUAACUUAAUAAAAAAUACAGUAUUAUUAAAUAUGUUGAUUAACAGUAAUUUUGAAGACAAAGAUGCUUUUGAAACCAAAAAAUUGUCCAGUUUUAUAUAAAUCAAUAUUUUUUAGUAGAAGUGGAACUUGCAUUUUAUGUGAUUUGUGGACGUAUGUUUAUUUUAAUAAUAAAAUAAAUAUUGCAAAGAUGUAUGAAACUUUUAUGUGUCGAGGAUGUAAAUUAGUGAUCACAAGCAUCAGUACUUAUAUCAUAAAUCUAUAAGUAAUUUUAAUAUUGUAUCUGAGAUUAUAUAUUGUAAACACUUUUAAAACAGUUUAAUCAAAUGAGCAGCAGUAAAAAAUUUAAUUAUAAUUAUUUUAUGAAUAGCAGAAUAUUUACAACUUUUCAUAUUAUACUAUAUAUUUAUGUACAACUAUAUUUUUAUUUAAAUAAUCUGCAGCCCAAUUUGUAUAAAACCUGAAAAGCGAAGACACAAAGAAACAAUAAAUAAUAUUUCAAUGAAAAGUA